This is a messenger RNA of Vollenhovia emeryi, 600 nucleotides long. RefSeq lists its product as uncharacterized. Gene Ontology annotation, biological process: translation. The coding region runs from base 143 to 538 and encodes 131 amino acids. The record is from RefSeq and is a predicted model, not a curated record. NCBI's taxonomy places the organism in Eukaryota, Metazoa, Arthropoda, Insecta, Hymenoptera, Formicidae. The transcript has 5 exons. Gene Ontology annotation, cellular component: ribosome; cytosolic small ribosomal subunit. Gene Ontology annotation, molecular function: structural constituent of ribosome.
CUGUCGGCUGCAUUCAAGAGACACGUUGGCUACGCGGAAACUCGCAGAAACUUCUCUCCGUUGUUGGAUUCCGUCGCGUGCGUAUCGGCGAGGGCUUUUGGUAUAUAUAUACCCCAGGAAGUACCACAGUCAUACAAGCGCCAUGCAGCUGCAGAUUCGCGGACAGCAAACGACUAUCGUCGCUUGCGAGGAUAAUGAGAAGAUACAAUCCAUAAAGGAAAAGCUUGCGAGUGCGCAAGGCAUCGAGGAUGAGUUCCACCUUUAUUGCAAUGGAGCUUUGUUAGACGACGACUAUUGCGUGAGCGAACUGCCGUUGGAUGUGCUCGAGUUGAUCGUACCCUUGCGGGGAGGAAAAGUGCACGGUUCUUUGGCGCGCGCUGGCAAAGUAAAGGCCCAGACACCAAAGGUUGAAAAGCAAGAGAAGAGCAAAAAGAAGACGGGGCGUGCUAAGCGACGUAUCCAAUACAACCGUAGGUUCGUCAAUGUCGUCCAGACCUUCGGCCGCCGACGUGGACCUAACGCCAAUACCAAUUCAUAAGAAAAAGUUACCGCUGUAUUAUUUGUUACAAUAAAUUCUCAGAUAAAAUGCUAUAACUGAAA